This is a messenger RNA of Sebastes umbrosus (honeycomb rockfish), 1899 nucleotides long. RefSeq lists its product as uncharacterized. Lineage: Eukaryota; Metazoa; Chordata; Actinopteri; Perciformes; Sebastidae. The transcript has 3 exons. The coding region runs from base 180 to 857 and encodes 225 amino acids. The record is from RefSeq and is a predicted model, not a curated record.
AUUGAUGAGGAGUGACGCGUUGAGCCGCACAUAUAAAAGCAGAGGCCACAGUUCUACUGUCUUUCUGCACCUGAUCUUGUUGACCUGAGGAGCUGCUGACCUUGAACUGUGGAAACCGUCAGGAACAAGCUGUUCACCUGUUCAACUGUUCACCUGUCCUGAGAUAGAGAGAUAGAGAGAUGGCACCUGCUGCUUUACGCAGAGAGAAACACCUGCUGAAGUUAGGCAUCCUCCGUGUGCUGGAUGAACGCUAUGUUGGUCUGCUGAAGCCAGGACGGAUCCUUUCAAUGACUGUGACCAAUUUGAGGAACCGUCCACUGAGCAGCACCAACAUCAGCUCCAUGUCCCGGUCCGUCCUCAGCCUGUACCACAGCUUCGUCACAGGCUCCAAGGACUUCCCUUUGAUUCCAGUCAGAGCACACUUUGACUCUCUCCGCUUGGUCACACCCUUUCCCAGGCUGACCCAGUGGGAGAACACCACACCGUCUCCUUUGACGGAUGCACCAGCAGGUGUGAUGGUGCCUACUGGUGGCCUUCCUCCAAAAAUGCUGACUCCAGUUCUUCCAGAGAGGGCGAAGCUCGGAGCCCUGAGGGCCGACGGCAGGAACUUUGUCCGCGACAUGAAAUUUGAUGGUGAGACUCUCACCAGAGUCAUCUCCACUGUGUACCGCUCUGAGAGCACAGAGCUGACCAACAGCUGGAGGGUGACCGACUACAGUGCAGACGGACACCUUCUCAUGUCGGUCCUCUGUCAGUUCACCGGAAAGUCGGCGCGGUCUGCAAAGACUCCAAGACAGGAGACAGAGGAGGAGAGCAGCAGCAGCCGGUCACCUCCAAAGAAACGCUUGAGACUGUAAUGGACGUUUGCUCUGCUGCACCUUGGUCUGUCCCUUGUGGAUUACAACAUCUGGCAGAUUAAGGAGCUGGAUUAUUUUGACCCCUGAGGGCUCCACUGGUAGCGUCUUGCACCGGGGCCCAUGAGGACAUGUCCCAUAUGAAGGAUAUGGUUGACUGAGGGGUUAUUAUUGUACAUUUGUAUAUAAUUUUUCUCUUUAUGAUUGUGGUACACACAGGUCAGUGUUUUUGGUACGUCUUGCACCUUUCUUUAUUUCUUAGUGCUGGCCUGUGUGUCUGAUAUUGUGUUAACUACGAGGGAGCUAUGAGGAUCUCUUGAGAUAGGAGCACUCUCCAAAGAAAACUUUUUUUCCAUACAGGAGGAAUUGGGAAAUCUAAAUUGCAUGUCCACGGUUUACCCCACCAACUGCCCACUGUGUGUCGGGACAGGGAUCGGUCCCCCUGCAGCCUUCAACAUCAAUUGCAGUUCGAAUGGAUUUCUUUAAAUACAGUUGAAUGUAUUUUCUUGAGCUAGAAAUACAUGCAACAUUAUUUAAUGAAGCACACUCAUCACUAGCAUCACAAGUACAAGACUUCAGUUUGAGCUAGGAAUGAGAAGAGCUGCUGCAACAGCUGCAGGGACAGUGUCAGAGCCAACAACACUACUGAUCCACCAACGACAGGCAGAGAACAGGCUGAUAGAAGAAGCAGGAGAGGACAAGAAACAGGCAAGACGGAGACCAUUGAAGACAUCAGCUCUGGGACCCCACCUGUGCUUCUCUCCCAGCUAACCAGACCAGCCAGCUGCGGACACAGGAAGAGUUCACAAAUAGAGGAAGAAGGAGACAAGGAAAGGAGACAGCAUUCAUUGUGAACCGUCACAUAAAAAACGGAUGAGUAUACAUUUUUACACAUACAUUUUUUCUGUUUUUGUACAGAUGGAUAGUUUCUCUGGCUGUUGAAGUUGUUUGUUGCCAUUUGUCUUUUAGAGAGAGGAAGGAAAACGAAAAGGACCAGACGAGACAAGAGGCGAGGAGGCAGGACAGCGUGCAUUGAAAACCCUUU